This is a messenger RNA of Oxyura jamaicensis (ruddy duck), 6811 nucleotides long. RefSeq names its product exophilin 5 (gene EXPH5). Lineage: Eukaryota; Metazoa; Chordata; Aves; Anseriformes; Anatidae. The record is from RefSeq and is a predicted model, not a curated record. The transcript is spliced from 4 exons. Bases 1026 to 6611 code for a protein of 1861 amino acids. Gene Ontology annotation, biological process: positive regulation of exocytosis; positive regulation of protein secretion; intracellular protein transport. Gene Ontology annotation, molecular function: small GTPase binding. Gene Ontology annotation, cellular component: endosome.
GUUGGGCUGGUUUUCUGGUCCCUGCCUGGGGCUCCUGGGUGUCACUGAAUGGCACUGAGACAAGGAACAGCUCCAGUGAACAAAGAAAGGGAGCGCAAGCCUCUGAAGAAAUGAUGAUUAGUGGGAUAACCAGGUUUUGUAGCACAACAGCUUGCAAUUGCAGAGUGUUUGUAUCAAAGCAAGAGAUGUAAGGAGAGGUUCGAAUAGAGGCAGCAAGUUUAACUUGGUGGCUGUUUGCUGGUAACAGUUCCUCUACAUAGCAAUGCAGCGUAGGGAAAACAAACAAACAAAGCACCAUUUGCAAAGUUUUAACACUGACAUCUGUCUGUGUGAUCUGCUCCCUCCUUUGUCCUAUGACAGCGUAAUGCCCUGUAUGCUGGGACAUGGCACAAGGCUGCAGGCACGUAGGGCACCGGGCCAGCGAGUCCCUUGCCAAGGGGCACCUUGGUACUGGCGAGUCAGAUCUGCAGGGCUCUUCAUAUUGGCGUGCUGCAAGGCAGCUGAAAAAGGUUUAGGCUUUGCUCUAGAGCCUAAGCACUGGAGUGAUUUUUUACUUAAAAAAAAAAAAAAUCAUGCAUGCUCAUUUCAUCAGCCAUUGUAACAGGUAUUUACCUCGCUUUUCUACAGAAAAUCUACCCUUAGAUUCCUAUGCCUUUGUUUUUUCACAGCGCACAGCUUGAAAAAUAAACAAGUCCGUCCUGACGUGUAACUGAGCUGAUUGCCACAUUUUCUAGUCACGCCUCUCUGUCGAAAACUUCCCCCACCCUCUUCUAGGUGUUGCCGUGGCAUGUGGUUUGCUUGAUGCAUAGACAAAGCACUGAAAUAAUCUGCCUCUCACCAGGUAGAGUUAUUCUGGAGAGUUAGUGAAGUACAAUAGGAGGCAGCAGUGUAAAUCCCGUAAGUCUGUCUACCUGGCAGAAGCUUUUAACUAGUUAGGCAUCAAUGGCUGUUUAGAGGGUCCUUUUUGUGCUGGAAAGACAUUUUCAUCAGCUGUGGUGGUGUUCUGCUGUGAGAAUAAAUUAUGGAUGCUGCAAAACAGAAUAUGCGUAUGUGGAGAUACAGGAGAUGCUAAUAAAAGAUAUGACAAUUCUUCUAGCACAGCUCCGAAACUGGAAGAAAUGGCAACGGCUGAAAUGUGUAAUUCCCCAAUGUCAACUGAUACAAGUGGUCAUUCUUAUGAUGUAAAACAAGAUGAAAUGAUGGAAAAAAGUACACAGGAGUGGAAUGAACAGCUAGAGAAGGAGUUUUUCAGUGUUCUAAAUGAUCUAGAUGACCAGCUGGCCCAGGAACAAUCCCAAGAUCCACUGGACAGGCCGGUUUCUACUAGCAGUGCUUCAAAUGUGCAGUACAACAGAGGUGCCUUCCCUACUUCAAAGAGACAGACUGCUAGUAGAGGACAACACAGAAAUGACUGGAGUGACAUGCCUAGCACAUUUUUCCCAGAUGGACUGAGAACAAUAAGAGCCCGAGAUGAACACAAGAUUUUCAUUAGACCAAGGAAACUGCACAAUGCAUAUAUGAACUGGCAACAAACCUUACAAGAUGAUUAUAAAUACAGUGAUCCAGUCGAUGGAAAUCCUCAUCUGUUAAGCAGGAGGCUGUCUUCUGUGUCUUUUGGGCGGUCUUCAGAAGGUAGCUUAUAUCCUCCUUCCAUAACACAGAACAGUGGAUUUAGGCACAAGAGUUACAUGAACAGGGAUACAGCUGGCAGGAGUUACUCUGUGUGUUCCCUUCGGAGAUGUCCAUCAUCGGUAUCUUCUGAACAGCUAUCAGCAUCUAGUUUACAACAUCCAUUGGCAAGGGAGAGCAACAAUGGUUUUGUACCAAGGUUUGGUCGACAAAACCCGAAGAGAAUUCCUUUGUCUUCUAUUGUAUGGAACAAUGCACCAGACUCUCCUGGACAAACAUCAGCUCAAGAAAAAAUGUUUAGAACCCAAUCACUGAUGGAGUUUCAUGCUACAGACCAUGGUCGAUACCCUAGCUCUUUGCAAGAAAACAAGAAAUACACAUAUUACCACUCAAAACACCAGUACAGAAGAUCUAUUUCAAGCAGUAAUUGCUUUAGUAGAGUUAGUUGCCCUGACAAAGCUACUUCUCCAUUGUCCUUUGAUAACUGGGAAAAUUAUCCAUUAUACCAAUCAGAAAAUAAUCUCUCCAGAUCAUACCAUAGAGAUAAUUCUCACAGCAAGUUGUAUGCAAACCAAAAAAAUUCUUAUGGAAGGAAAGAGAGUUAUCCUUCUUGGACUGAUAUUCCUCAAUACCACAGUGAUGAUGUGUUUCUUUCUCCUGAUGCCAGCUUUGAUGUGAUUAUGGCUAAUUUAAAUGACCAGCAGUGGGCUCAUACAAGGAAUGCCAAGUUUUCUUCACAGCACCUGCAGAAUGAUUUUCACAUGUGUUCUCCAGAAAAUACAAAUUACAAAACAAUUACAAGAAGUGCAAGUAGAACUUUUUCAGAAUUCACUGAGGGCUGUCAGCCUUGGCUAAGCUGUAACUCUUCGGUUUCUUCAGCUAUUAUCAGAAGUGAUGAAUCAGUCUUACCUAAUUUGAAGGAUCAAACAAAACCUAUAGGACUGAAAAGGAAUUCAGUCAUUGUUACCCAAAGAAGUACUAAGGCAGACUUCACACAACUAGAAAAGGUUGAAGGUAUGAAACUGCCAGAUGAAGUGGAUAUUCAAGACAUGCCGUUAGGGUCUGUUUCUCAACAAGCAGAUACAAGCUACGUCAACACACAGAGUUUUCCCUCAAAUAACUCUGCAUUUGCCACGUUGCAAAGUGGUGCAUCUCUCAUUAACUCACUGAGAUCAAAGAGACAAACCCAAGCCAGUGCCAGAACAGAUACUGCAAAAAUGGAUGCAUCGAACGGCAGUAAAGGAAAUGUACAAAUGAAGGAAAACGAUCGCCCACCCAAUGGUGUAUUCAGUCAGCAUCCCUGUAUUCUGCCAGCUGAUGAGAGCAGAAAGGAACCUUUUCUUCCGAGUCAGAAGGAAUGGAAACAUAAUCUGCAUUAUGUGAGAAAAGGAGAAGGCAUCAAACAGGAUAAUCGGUGUGCAGAAGCAGUUAACCAAGCUCCUCCAAAGGGACUGUCUUCACUGCUGAAUGUUGCUUCUGUGCCAUCCACUGAAAAAUUAGCAAACUGUCAAGGCAUGUCGUCCUGGCCUCCUGACUAUUCAUCUAGUUCCUCACCAAGCUUUCCACAAGCACUUUCUCAUAAAGACAAUUCUAAAUGUUUAGGAACACUAACUAACUCUUCAGCAAGUUGCACAGUUCCUGAAUCUCAUGCGGGAGGUGGAAAAACAGCUCAAGUAAGCAAAAUUGGUGUUACCAAAAAGAUUUCACAGAAAACACCACGAAGUACAAGCACUUUAGUUACUAAGGACUAUAGUGGACAAUUCAAUACUAGUUCUCCACAACAUGGAAGUUCUGGAAAUAUUUAUACACAUAGUUUUGGUGGAGACCCCGAGACCUCUGAACAUAGUUUAAAUUAUUUUUGCCUUGAAAAAGAAAGUGGGAAAAUAAGGAAUGAUUCAUUUGGAAUUGAAAGGCUUCAAAAGCAAGACAACUUACUGAGACAUAGCAGUAGCUGCAGCAUUACUGGCUCCCCUAGCAGAAACAGCUUUAAAUCUUCUGAUCCACUUGUUAUUUAUUACACUUUGCCUAGAAAAUCAGCUAGCAUUGCUGGUAGUAUUAUGUCAGAUACACCCAUCUCUUUCCCUAGAGAAAAUAGAAGGAGUAUGUAUGAUUGUUUAAGGUCUGAAAUUCCCAGUGGAGUUGAUGCCUUUUGUUCUAGUCAAAGAGAUGUGUCUUGUUUAGAAUCAAAACAGUCCUUUUUAACAUCAGCACCAUUAAAUGCUGCUACAAGUAACAGAGAUAAAGAUUACCCCUGUCCUUUAACCAGAAGUCCUAAUGAUUCAGUAAGUGGCAGUGCAUCCAUUGAACUGAGUGAUAGAUGUAGACAUCUAAGCAGAAGAGAAUCCUCUGUGUUUUCAGACUGUAAGGAAAGUGGAAAUGGUUUGCAGAAAUAUAAAACUACAAGCACGUUUACAGUUUGUGUUGAUGAAGAUCAUGUCAAGUAUCAUGAGCUAGUUUCAAUUUAUUACACUUUGCCACGGAGGCAUUCAAAAACAUUUUGUAACCUCUUCAGGGAUAAUGCAGAGGAUGCAGAUUUACCUCUUUCUGAUGACAAUUUUCAGACACCAAGAAUACGAAACAAGAAGAACGAAGGUCAUGUGAGUUUAGCAAAUGUUUUUUUCCCCAGUACUUUAGAAAAAGAGGUGAGUUCCUAUUCUUCGGACCAAGUAUCUUCAACUCUGGUCACGCCUCAGAACUUAGAAACUGUUGUUAAUAGUGAAGAAGAGAAUUCACACUUAUCUCCUGGCUCUGAGAGUGUAUGUACUGCAAAGUCAGUGAGUAUGGUCAAUAAUAGGAAGGGUAGUUCAACAGGUCUUUCAGGAGCAGACAGUAUCUUCUCUGAUGUGGUGACAAAAGACAUUUCUUUCAGUGGUCCACAACCCAUUGCAAUAGUGGCUAACUCAGGUAAGGCCCUUUCUGAUGCUUCAAACAACCAAAGUACGGAAACACAUCUGAAAGGAAAGGAGGACAUUUCUCAAACAGCCGCACCAAUGACGUCCACUUUAUCGACACCCCCCAAAGCAGACAGACUUUUAGACAACUCUCUUUAUUCUACUUCAACAAAUAAGAAUAGUAUACAGAAGGGAAACUCUGCAAACUGCUAUCAGCCUGCUACUGUAAGUACAAAUAAAAAUCAGAACAGUUUACUCCUCCACACAAGGGAGAAGAGUUCUCGUGGAAGGACUGGUAACACAGAGCGUGCUGAUAAGCCACUGCCUCCCAGGGAGGACACAGACAGGGACAGUACCAAAGUCAAACAGGGAAUAAAUUUCCUACACCAAACCACCCCUCUGUAUAAUAAUAAAUGCAGUGGACUGCAGUUAAGAGCUGAUAGUUCAAGAAAUAAUGCAGAUGAUUUAAACUCUUGUAGCAAAAUGCUGCCAGAGUCUCAGAACAAAGCAUUUGAGGUAAGCACACCUUCCAGUGCUGAUCCAUUACUUCAGCUAGACAAAACGGUCAGCACAGAUACAGAUGAGUUAAAGAAUUCAAAAACUAAAAAAGAGCAAAACUCACAGAGUACUCAGAUGGGUAAAGACUGUAGUGGUUUGCAGGAAUCAGAAAGGCCCAGUGAAGGUAGCGUGAACAUUAACAGUAAAGAUAAAGUCAUCAGGGCUGCACAAGACCAGAAAUUAACACAGAGUGCAGAAAACGAGAACAAGCUUCUCUCUGACUGCACAAGAGACAAAGUCAAAGAUAUAGAAAAAAGGAAAAACAGACCUUCCAUUAAAAAUAAACUGGCAGCUGUUUGCAAAACCAGCCGAAAAUUUUCAAGUAAAAAUUUACCCCCCAAACCACACAUAAGUAAUAUUUUUUCACAGAAUGAUGGGAAUGCCGUUUCUUUAGAGGCCAGCAUGUCCCCUGACUCGCUGGUUUCAGCAGAUUGCCAUCAGUCAUCCCUGCAGUCUGAGAAUGAAAAUCAGAAUCACAGUCCAGACAGGAAUAUACAAAUACAAAAACCAGCUGAGAAUAGUAAGAGUGAAAAUGUGCAUGAUCCUUCUUUGCUGGUUAACAACUUAAAUUGGAGGUCUUUUGCAAGCUUAUACACCCAGAAGGAAGCCAUCAGUCCCAAAAAGACUACAAUGAAAGUAGAAAAUAGGCCAAAUCUUACAACCCUAUUUCCAGAUAAAGCAGAAGCCACAAGAAAUAAGAAUUCCCAAACAUUUGAUUUGGGGUUAGAAAACAGAAGCCAGCCCAUCUCACUAAGUGCCACUACAUCAGACCCAGUGGUUGGUGAGAAAAAAAGAGCCAGCAGCAGUGCUUGCAGUCCUCCCCUGCCACUCUUAACUGACAAAAACUCAAACACAUUUGUAAAUAAUUGCUUGCAGAUGAACAUAUGUCCAAAGCAAAACGUGACUUCUCAGACAGCGCUUGGAGAGCAUCAAAACACUUCCCAGUCCAAUAGCUUAAAAAACGCCAACUUGCAGAGCUAUCUGUUGUGCAAGAGUCAAGCAAAAAAUCAACGUGAGCGUCACCUUUCUGAAAGUAUUUGUGGUCAAGAUUCCCAUUCCUUUGCCUCUGGAAGCAAUAUUCUACCAAAGGAUAGCAUACAUGGGAAGAGAUUUAAAUCUUCCUCAGAGCUGUUGUCUUGUGAUGAAAAUGAGAACUGGGCAUCAGAUGAUGAGAAAUGCUACAGCACUAGGAAUUUGAUGUAUCCGUCGGUUGAAUUUGGUAUAUUUGGCAAAGAACAGCAGUUGGCUUUCCUGGAAAACAUCAAGAGGUCACUCACAGAAGGGCGAUUAUGGAGACCUUGUCUUCUUAACAACCCUGGUGCUCUCCGAGACGGAGAGACCCCUUCCAUAAACAGAGCUGCACUUUUCAGCUCAAGUUCUGCUGGGAGCAAAGUAUCAUCAGCUGCUUCAUCCCCCGGAGAGCUGACGGACAUCUAUCAGGAAGACCCAGCUACUUACUCAGACUCAGACACUGAUACUACCACAGACGAUGAGUAUUACCUAGACGAGAUAGAUAAGGAAUCAGAACUGUGACAGCCUGUGGUACGAAGAUGGCAAGAUAGCUUGGUCGUUUUGGGGCAAGCAAAAACAUGUAAAAUACUUUGAGCCAGUUCUUGUGCUGCUAUAGAUUGGUAAUCUUAACUUUCAAAGAAGUUAGUAGUUUAUGUUAGCUGAACGUUUGAGUUUUGUAUUAAAUACGUGGCUUCACUAUUGUUGGUUUUUCCUGGCAGGGG